This is a messenger RNA of Zea mays, 4196 nucleotides long. Its product is annotated as gibberellin 2-beta-dioxygenase 3. Lineage: Eukaryota; Viridiplantae; Streptophyta; Magnoliopsida; Poales; Poaceae. The record is from RefSeq and is a predicted model, not a curated record. The transcript is spliced from 3 exons. Bases 2193 to 3587 code for a protein of 464 amino acids.
ACACCGGCAGUGCUGCGGUGUUCAUAGUGGACCGGUCGUAAAAGCGAAGCGCGAUGCAAAUCGGCCGGUGUCUCGUGUUUCGGUGCAUGCAUGGCACCACAGCGUGUGUGAACGCGCAAACGGUAUCUGCACUAGUGUGAAUCAUUAUCAUUAUUAUUUACGUUACUAGGUCGUUUGUUACCGUCGUUAUUCAAGUGUGAAUCAUUACCAUUAUUAUGUAUCUCACAUUUAAUCUUUUGGUGGAUAAAAGCACAGGGGAGGGCGCACCCCCAGUUUGCGCAGGGAAAAAAAAUCCAUGGAGCAGAUAAGCAUCACAUUCACAUGCACGCGAUCACUUGGUCUCCACGCACGUCUGACGAACAAGCAAGUACAUACCGUAGUAUAUUACAGGGAUGCCGGUCCAGCUAAUCCACUCAGCAAAAGGUGAGAUCUACUACUAAUCCUAGCCCUUCCUGGGGACACACGGUCAAUGUGCAUGGCCGUCUGGCCGGGAGGUCAGCCUCUCUUUCACCCUGGGAAUCGCAGAGGAUUGCAGCUCCUGGAUCAUAUCAGAAUGUCUGUCGCUCGCCACCCCGGGCGCACUGCAUUAUAUUUCUGGCAGGUGCGCAAUACAAUAUGGCAUGGGGGGCACGUAGUACGGUACUGCCGUACAGCUGCGUCAGCAAAUGCCAACUUGUGUGGUACAGCUAUAAUCUAUAGAAAAAAGAAUAUUAUAGAAGUAGUAGAAGUUGGCGCGUAUGGAUUAAGGAAGGUUUGGUUUCUAGUGACUAAUUUAGUCUCUCUAUUUUAUUCAAUUUUGUUCCUAAAUUAUCAAACUAAAAUGAAGUUUUGUUUUUUUUAUAUAGGAUAAUUUAGAGACUAAAAUAGAAUAAAAAUGAAUGGAUGAAAAAUUAGUUCCUACCAACCAAACACCCCUUAAGAGCUACUUCGAGAACCUCAAAUCUCCUUCGAGACUGGAGGAGAUGAAGGUAAAAAUAAACUAAUUUUCCCUUCAAUCCUUUUAAUUCACAAGGGGGUGCGGGUACGGAAAUGUUUACUACUAUACUGGAAAGGUGUCUGAAACCGGGAGAAAAGCUUUGACCAGGGUGGACCUGUUUAUGGGAUCGAAGCGGCCGUUGCCCCAACUGGCGACUGGCGAGCCACCAUUGCGCGGACCCGAGAUUAACUAUACUACAGGAGUACUGUCGGGUUGGUACCAAUACGUGGCUUGGGCAAAAAGUCUGGCAGGCGCCGCUGCUUGUCUGCGGUUUCUAUGUGCCGAUGCCAUCGCACCGGACCGGAUCGGGAUGGGAUCAGCGGAACAUGCGAGAGCGAGCCUGCACUGCACUGCAUGGCCGCGACCGCGUCGUCCAUCGAGCCGCCUAUCAUUAGUUGGUUCCACUGUCUCGCCGCCGAAGCAAGGCAGCACAGCACACAUCAGCAUUGCUUCCCAGUUCCCAAUGCCCCGUCGUCCUAGCCGAGGCGGGCUCAGUACCAACCCAGCUGAAACUACGAGAGAUGCGCUGUGGGCAGGACAGUGGUCGAGCGAGGAGUGUACCUGUAGUUAACGAGGAUUUUAUUUUACUAGUGCGUACGUACGUACUGUACGUACUAUGAUCUCUCACGUGCUCUGGUCUUAUCACUCGCUUGAUUAUACUAUGAUCUUUUUUUCCCUCCACCUGCUCUGGUCUUAUCGCUGGCACGUGCUUUUACACGGCCACUUAGGACUACUCACCUCGUCUCGUCAUGCUUAUCUACUUCAGAGCGUCACGGACACAGCAAGGAGGAGUACGCACACGCAGCAUGGACUGCCUGGAGCGGGGUGUGGUGCACUAACGCCCGCCUAAUUCCCGGAGCUGCCUGUGCCUUGGACGCCCAUCUCUGGUUUCGCGGGGAGAAUAAUAAUAAUUUAGGCGAAACACGGGAACGGGUCGUGAGGAAAAGCCUGACAUGCUGCAUUACGGCCGGUGCCGUUCGGACCCCAGUUAUUGAUGAGCCGAGUCACCGACCUGCCAAGAAAAGGAUGCCGGAUCAAGGGCAGGUUCACCUCAUCUUAGCGCAUGCAAGCGUCGUCCCUAACCAAAACAUCAUCUUCAUGUCUGGCCGCCCGCGCAGCGGUCCCAGUGCCGGCGUGGUUAACGGGAGGGACUGGGACUGGCAGGGCCGGCUAAUGGCCGACGUGCAGUCGCCUCGUAUGCGUUUCCCGUUGAGCCAUGCAUGCAGCAGAGCAGCGCGGGCGGCCGGUCCUGCCACCGGUGGAUCGCGGCCGGGCACGUCACGGCCCGGUCCCCGACUGCUCUGGCUCCAUCGCCGCCACCAUGCACCCAAAGCGAUCCACCCCCGAUGCAUCCCUUUUCUCUCCCUGUCAGCUGGGCCCAUCUCGCGUCACCGUAGCCAGGUGCCGCCCCGUCGCCCCGCCCCCCGAUCUAUAUAUGCUGCCCACGGGCUCUCCCACUUCUCCCCCACAUGCACUUGCUGCAGCAGCCGUAGGACACACGCACACCGCCUCGACCUCGAGUCCACCACUGACUCCACCACCUCCCCCUGUUUUUUUUCGACCUCGCUCUGCUCAUCCGCACGGCCAGACAGCCAUGGUGGUGGUGCUCGCCAACCCGCCUGUCGUGGACCAGAUCCCGCUCCUGCGGUCCCCGGGCCCCAGGGACAGCUUCUCGUGCGUGCCGGUCGUCGACCUGUCCGGCCCCGGCGCGGCGCGCGCGAUCGUCGACGCCUGCGAGCGCUUCGGCUUCUUCAAGGUCGUCAACCACGGCGUGCCCGCGGCCACCAUGGACGUGGCCGAGUCCGAGGCCGUCGGCUUCUUCGCGCAGGCGCAGGCCGACAAGGACCGCGCGGGCCCCCGCGCGUCGUACCCGUUCGGCUACGGCAGCAAGCGGAUCGGCCUCAAUGGCGACAUGGGGUGGCUCGAGUACCUCCUCCUCGCCGUCGACUCCGCGUCGCUCUCCGACGCCUGCCCCGUCCCAUCCGGCGCCGCGUUCCGGAGCGCGCUGAACGAGUACGUCGCGGCCGUGCGGGACGUCGCGGCGCGCGUGCUGGAGGCGAUGGCGGAGGGCCUGGGCAUCGCGGACGCGGCCGCGCUCAGCUCGAUGGUGACCGGCGCCGGCAGCGACCAGGUGUUCCGCGUCAACCACUACCCGCCCUGCCCCGCGCUGCAGGGCCUGGGCUGCACCGCCACCGCCACGGGCUUCGGCGAGCACACCGACCCGCAGAUCAUCUCCGUGCUCCGCUCCAACGGCACGUCCGGCCUGCAGGUCGCGCUCCGCGACGCCGCGCAGGCGCAGCAGUGGGUGUCCGUGCCCUCCGACCGCGACGCCUUCUUCGUUAACGUCGGCGACUCGUUGCAGGUGCUGACCAACGGGAGGUUCGAGAGCGUGAAGCACCGGGUGGUGACCAACAGCCUCAAGUCCAGGGUUUCCUUCAUCUACUUCGCGGGACCGGCGCUGGAGCAGCGGAUCGCGCCGCUGGCGCAGCUGCUGGCGGAGGGCGAGGAGAGCCUGUACAGGGAGUUCACGUGGGGCGAGUACAAGACGGCCGCGUACAAGACGAGGCUCGGCGACAACAGGCUGGCCCAGUUUCAGAGGUGUAGCAUCUAAGCUAGCUGCUUAGCUAGCACUCUAGCAGGGCGGCCCCCGGCCGGUCAAGCACACACCAGCUUUACAGGACGACAACAGCAACAACCAUGACGAACGAGGACGAGCGAGUCUGCUUGCGAGAAAUGAUGGCGAAGAAGAAGAAGAAGAACAAGGUAGAGACGAGACGAUGAUGAUGUGUACAGCUGGGGAGCGACCACUCUAGUAGCUAGAUUUUUUUUUGUGGUGGUGGUGGGUAGCUGGGUGCAGGGAGCAGGGUUUCCGCAAGUUGCUAAUAUGGCCUGUUUUGGUGCAUGCGGUGGGGUUACUUGCCUAUUUCGGUAAUGCUGGAGCUGGACGGGCAAUGAGCCGCGCGCCACUAGUUAGCGUUAACCGAAGUGGGAGGAGUACUUAGCUUAGCAGCGAAGGGCCGAUCGAUCCUCUCUGGCUCCUCCCCAGCAGCUUCCCAAGUUAGCUUGCUUCUGCUUCGCCUUCCUAGUUUUUUUUUGGUGUGUGUGUGUGUGUUUUUAAGCACCAAGUCGCGUGUAUGUAUUAUCGUCGUGUACAUGGAGGUUUGUGUGUGCGCUAAUGUAGACCUCCUGUUUACCUUUUACUCGACCUGCCAAUGUUCCA